GUGAAAGUGAUGGUGCGCUUGUGUCCAGUGUCUCAGUCGGACGCAGCUGAAUCCAGUUCCUUCCUUAAAGUUGAUCCCAGGAAGAAGCAAAUCACCAUCAUGGACCCGUCAGCCAAUCAGACACAAAGCGCUGCCUCCACGAAGAAGGCAGCAGCCAAUCAGGUCCCUCCAAAGAUGUUCACCUUUGAUGCUGCGUUCCCUCCUGAUGCAUCACAGGCGGAGGUGUGUGCGGGAACGGUUGCCGAGGUGAUUCAGUCAGUGGUGAACGGAGCAGAUGGCUGCGUCUUCUGCUUUGGGCACUCCAAGCUGG
Molecule: messenger RNA, 310 nt
Organism: Notothenia coriiceps (black rockcod)
Lineage: Eukaryota; Metazoa; Chordata; Actinopteri; Perciformes; Nototheniidae
Product: kinesin-like protein KIF26B
Exons: 2
Biological process (GO): microtubule-based movement
Molecular function (GO): microtubule motor activity; microtubule binding; ATP binding
Source: RefSeq, a predicted model, not a curated record